AUGGUUGACAAGACCUCAGGCAAGGAGAAGCGUGUCUUCGAGGGUGGUGCCAUGUUGCUCUACCUGACCGACAAGUACGACAAGGACAACAAAAUUAGCUUCGACCACGACAGUGAUGAGUACUGGGAGACCGUUGAGUGGAUCGUCUGGAUGCAAUCUGGUCUUGGACCCAUGCAGGGACAAGCAAAUCACUUCUACAGAUACGCACCAGAGAAGAUUGAGUACGGUAUCAACCGCUACCAGACCGAGACUAAGCGCCUAUACCAAGUCUUGAACGACCGUCUCGCCGAACAGGAAAAGGCAGGCCAAGGUCUCUGGCUCGUUGGAAACAAGUUCACCAUUGCAGACAUUGCCUGCUUCUCAUGGGUCAACUGGGGUGCUUGGGCUGGUAUUGAGACCAAGCCUUUCCCCAAAAUCGAGAGAUGGUUGGACGCCAUCAACGCCCGCCCUGCUGUGCAAAAGGGAGUCAAUAUUCCCGACGAGUUCAAGUUGAAGGAAAUCAUGAGCUCCAAGGAGAAGUCUGAGGAGCACGCCAAGAAGGCAAGUGCUUGGGUCAUGAAGGGUCAGGAGGAGGAUCAGAAGAAGCAUGCCUGA
Molecule: messenger RNA, 594 nt
Organism: Aureobasidium vineae
Lineage: Eukaryota; Fungi; Ascomycota; Dothideomycetes; Dothideales; Saccotheciaceae
Source: the annotation of a GenBank genome assembly